Messenger RNA from Verruconis gallopava, 1521 nucleotides. RefSeq lists its product as uncharacterized. The transcript is spliced from 3 exons. NCBI's taxonomy places the organism in Eukaryota, Fungi, Ascomycota, Dothideomycetes, Venturiales, Sympoventuriaceae. The record is from RefSeq and is a predicted model, not a curated record. The coding region runs from base 1 to 1521 and encodes 506 amino acids. Gene Ontology annotation, molecular function: heme binding; iron ion binding; monooxygenase activity.
AUGGGAGUUUUUGAAGUGGUAGUCACUCACCCUCAACUUGCGCUCAACCUUAUCUGCGUUUUAACCUUUGUACUGGUUACCUUUCAAAUCGCAACGUAUCUAUACAACAUCUUUUUCCACCCUCUGCGGCAUUUCCCAGGACCUAAGUCUCACGCCGCGAGCAGCCUGCCGUAUGUCAUUAGCCAGCUACGGGGAGAACUGCAGCAUGAGAUUGUAAAGUUGCACGAGAUAUACGGAGAGGUCGUACGCGUUCUUCCAAAUGAGUUAAGCUUUUCAAGUGCAAAUGCGUGGAAAGACAUCUAUGGUCAUCGCAAAGGCGGAGAGCCUACCUUGCAGAAGUUCCAUCAGUUUUACAGCCAUCCUUUCAAUGAUGGAGUCCAUGAUAUCAUAAACGGCGAUGAUGAGACACAUUCGCGUAUGCGUCGAAUCUUUGCCAAUGCAUUUUCAGACCGUUCUCUGAAAAUGCAAGAAUCGCUUUUCCUGACUUACGUCGAUCGUCUUGUGGAGAAUAUCCGAACCACACUAGAAGAGGAGCCAAGCUACGUUUUUGACAUGGUGAUGAUGUAUAAUUUUACAACUUUUGACAUAAUGGGCGACUUGGCAUUUGGAGAAUCGCUUGAUCUUUUAAAAGAUUCGACCUAUCACGGAUGGAUUCGAGCAAUGUUCGCGAACUUCAAGUUUGGCGCCUAUCUCCAUAGCGUUCGCUAUUUUCCACUGCUCGAAUGGAUAAUGUUGAACCUUCUGCGUUUUACCCACCUGGAAGAGAAAAGAAACGAGCAUAAACAGUUUUCAUCGUCCCGCGUCGAUAAAAGACUUGCGAGAAAAGAUGCCAGGCCAGACAUUUGGGGACUUGUCAUCUCUCGUGAGGAUGGUACAGGCUUGUCUCGUCUUGAGAUGUACAAGAAUGCGGACGUAUUCAUGAUUGCAGGUACCGAAACUACAGCCACAUUACUGAGUGGCCUUACCUUUCAUCUAUUGAAGAAUCCAGAAAAGUUGAAGAAGCUGACGCAAGAGAUUCGAUCUUCUUUUCAAGACGACAGUGAGAUUACGAUCGAGAAACUGCAAGCAUUACCCUAUCUGCAUGCUUGCAUUCAAGAAGGCUUAAGGAUGUAUCCGCCUGUGUCAAAUGGGUUGCCUCGUGUUGUUCCACCACAGGGAGCAAGAAUUGAUGCAAGACCUGUUCCUGGGGGCACGAUUGUUUACAGCCAACAUCUUGCAACGUACCGGAAUGCAAAGAAUUUUAGAGAUCCUUACUCCUUCCUUCCAGAGAGAUGGAUCGAAAACGAGUACGCAUCAGACUUGAAGCAAGCCCUUAAUCCUUUCUCUGUUGGGCCACGUGCAUGUCUAGGCAAGAACAUGGCGUAUCAUGAAAUACGUCUGAUCUUGUCGAAAGUACUCUGGAACUUCGACCUGGAAUUGUGUGAACAAACUAGCGAGAACUGGGCUAACACGAAGAAAAUAUACGUACUAUGGGAGAAGGAGCCUCUGUGGUGCAGAGCGAGGUAUGUUAAUCAUGCCUGA